Dermacentor silvarum is the source of this 8951-nucleotide messenger RNA. RefSeq lists its product as uncharacterized. Lineage: Eukaryota; Metazoa; Arthropoda; Arachnida; Ixodida; Ixodidae. The transcript has 4 exons. The record is from RefSeq and is a predicted model, not a curated record. The coding region runs from base 6356 to 6814 and encodes 152 amino acids.
GUCUUUAACUUAUUCUCGAGAUUAUUUGUUAACCUCCAAGUUUUGUGCCACAUUGUUAGCACCGGUAGGAUGCAAUGAUUGUACACUUUCCUCUUCAAUGACGGUGGUAAGCUCCCAGUCAGGAUUUGGCACUGCCUGCCGUAUGCACUCCAACCCAAUUUUAUUCUUCUGUAAAUUUCCUUCUCACGAUCAGGGUCCCCUGCGAGUAAUUGACCUAGAUAAACGUACUCCUUUACCGACUCUAGAGGCUGACUGGAGAUCCUGAAUUCUUGUUUCCUCGCAAGGCUAUUGAACAUUAUCUUUGAAGACUAAAGAACAAAAACAAAAGUCCCCUUACCAGGCUAUUGAACAUUACCUUUGAAGACGAAAGAACAAACGGCGCCUAAAUAUCCUCACUGCAAGAAAUACGCGGCUUCGAGUGCAGAAUCCCUUCAUUAAAGCGAUGCUUUCUUUCCCUUCCUCCACGGGGUUUGGCUUGUCUGCGCGGUCGGCUUCACGUCGCGUGAAGUGGGCCGAUCCCGGAGAUAUUGUAAUCAAAACUGGGCCGAUCUUUGAGACAGUGCAAUCUGCAGUCGCGUGGGUCGCGCGGUGGAGGUCACCCCGUCGUGCCCUCCUGGUGAGCAGGCACGUAUUCGCAACUCUGUAAAACGCGGUGCGGAACGCGAACAUUUAAGGCUCGUUCACACUAGGCCGACGCGAGCGCGAUGCCAAGUUAGCGCAAAACUUUCUGCGGCGGGAGAAGAACGCCAACAGUGCCCUUGCGCGUAUACUUGGAAAUGAAAUAAAAUUACGCGCAUCGUGUCUUGUCCUCGCAUUGCAUUUAAUCGAAACGGUAUCAAGCAUCGCUUGACGUUGAUUCCGACAAGUUCGUUAGAUGUCUGCCAUAAGCUUUAAUGUCGCUUCUGUUGAAACACAGGCAGAAGCUGAAAACGUCAUGUGAUAAUGCAUGGGACACUCCUUGCGUAAUAUCUGGAAAACGAGGCUAUUCAAUAUUCAGUUAUUUGCACCAUGUCCAGCAACACGUGGUUCGUACCUGUAUUUUUUUUUUUUUUUACAAUUCUUUUCUUUUUUUUAUCCUUGAAACAGCACACAAGAAAGUUCACAGAGUCCUGCUGCGUAAACCUUGUGCAGAAAGACAGACUCAGCAGUCCCGAGUCAACGAGUGCGCUAAACAGCUCCACUGCAAUGGGACAAUACGAUGAAGUUUGUCUGAUCGUUUAAUGUGGCCUUGGGUACUUUAAAUGCAAAUUGUAAAUAAGUAAACUUCACAUAUUAUUCUACCUUUAAUAUGACCCAUUAGCAGCUAUAUGGUAGAAGGCGAGGAGGAGUGUUGCUUGCUAGGUUGGCGAUCAGUACUUCGACCUAAGGCUUAAUUUCAACUCCGAAAGAAGGAAUUCUAUGCAGCAUCAGAUACUAUCGUCAAUAAUUUCCGUUAAAACCAUUCUGUGAACCCGGUUCGCAAGCACGUAAAUUUGAGAACUUUUUCUCUUACUUUAGUUUCCGAUGAGCGCGGUGUUACAAAACCGGAAGCCAAUGCGUUACAGGGAUAACCCGAUAACCAUAAACUGCUUAGCCCUAAAACCCCCACGAAAGCCUCCCCACACAACGAAAAUUUGAUGGCGGCACGAGCUGUCUAUGACACCACACCUAUAGGUACAAUCUGGUGUGAUCUAACGGCGUAGUACAGCCUAGACCCAACAGACGGACGUACCACUCCAGAAGUGGUACGCAAUCUCGCCAGGGCAGGUAGAUAUUGAGAAGAGCUGCGUUGGCAAAUAAUACCCGCUUCCUCCAGUGCAGGGUAGCAAACCGGACGUGCGUAUGGUGAACCCUCCCUGCCUUUCCUCUCUUCUAUUUCUCUCUCUCUCUCUCUUCCUGCGUUGGCAAGCCAGUGCGCCGCAGGUGCAUCCGAUGACCACACGUGCAUCGGCCUCGCGCUGUAGGCAGCCAGAUUUGCAACGAAUUCGAGCAUUACUUCCUACACCAUGGUGACUAAGAAAGACAUUUCCACCGUGCAAAGGAAGGUAAAUUGGGGUUUCUGCGAAGACUCUACUAUACAGAGGACGAGCAAAAGCGGCAUGCUACGCGAUACGCCAAAAAGGCAGUUCAUCAAUGAAAGUCAGUCCUUCACUAUUAGUGACAGUGACUUACCAAGCUCAGGAACAUUGGACACUGCUCAUUCAGCAAUUUCCUGAACUUCACCGCAAUACGCCAGCGUAGCUCAAUGGGCAGUAUUAAAUGCGAAGCAUUUCUUGGCGAACAUUUGCCACUUUGGCAGUAUCUAUCUAUCUAUCUAUCUAUCUAUCUAUCUAUCUAUCUAUCUAUCUAUCUAUCUAUCUAUCUAUCUAUCUAUCUAUCUAUCUAUCUAUCUAACUAACUAACUAACUAACUAACUAACUAACUAUCUAUCUAUCUAUCUAUCUAUCUAUCUAUCUAUCUAUCUAUCUAUCUAUCUAGCAGCCUACGUCUUGGUGCUUUCAUGGUCGUUUCGUUAACUUGGUAGGUACCAAAACUGGCAUAGUAUGACAAGAGUGUAUGACGAACAUAAAUGAUAGGUCAUGACAUGAAUGUCAUGACGUGUGUAUCAUGUAGGUCAUGAAACAGCCGCCUCCGUCUUGGUGCUCUCAUGGUCGUUUCCUUAACUUGGUAUGUACCAAAAUUGGCGUAGUAUGACAAGAAUGUAGGACGAACAUAAAUGAUAGGUCAUGACAUUGACAUGCGUGUCAUGUAGGUCAUGAAAUAGCGGCCUACGUCUUGGUGCUCUCAUGGCCGUUUCCUUAACUUGGUAGGCUCCCCGCACACUGCUUCGCAUAACAUCGAUUCCCACAGGGAGUGGGAUCUGCCGGCUUUUUUUUUUUUCUUUUUUUUAACAAUACAUAUAUUUCAAAUGAUUUGUCGAGUUACAAGAAGAUUUAGUUAGUAACUUCGAGAGUCUGCUAAUAACACACGCAAACUCGGCACUUAUUUGGCACGUCGCGUUGCAUUAUAACAAUGUUUUGGCAUUGAAGAAAACACUGCGAUAACGCCGCACUAAUUGCCAACUAAGUGCCGUAAAUGCGUACGUUAUUAGAAGGAAAUACGCUCUCAAUACUUCUAACUCAAACUUGUUGAAACUGGGCAGUUCAUUUGAAACGCAAGUUCUGACAAUGCUGCACCUUGAAUUACGCUGGUGCACUGCGGUGAAGUUCAACAGAUUGGCGAAAGGGGCAGUGUCCAAAUUUCCUUGGAAUGUCCGCUCAAUAAAAGUGCGAAUAUUGGAGGGAAAAAAACCUAUCAGGUAUAAAAUUAUAUUGACACUUUUAAUAAAUAAUAUUUCAUUUCAUGCAGUCGUAACAACUAGAAGAACAAAUGGGAUUAGAAAGUGUCAAGACACGCGCAGGACACAACGUUUCAUGUUAUAACGUGACCACCUCUUCAGAGAGACAAAUGCUUGUUCGUUUGUUCCUUAAUCAUUGAGACAUCUGAUCAAUUAUUAUAGUAUACUUCAGCGCAGAAGCAGACAACCGCAAGGAAACAGACACACAAACGGGACGGGCGCUGAAUUCCCAGCAGCGCUUAUACCAAAACGCCGCCUUACUACUUCGCCAGAACCUCCUCUCUCGUUUCGCUCUCAAUCUCAUUCUCGUCUUUCUCGCGACCGCAUAGAAUUACUAGUGGCCACUGACUAGCUGGGACGGAGCGCGCGUAUCUAGACUACGGUGGCUAGUAUCUAGACCAUGAGUGGCCACUGGAGAAGGGAGAGCGCUCGCCCGACCCGCUCGCAAGCAAGCACCCGGUGGCGCGGAACCUAGCUGGCUGUCAGCGUCAUACUCUGCCACCGAUGCCGCGUGAGCGACAGCGGUGCCGGUCGCUUCGGCUUCCGCGACGGCGCACACCGAUGAACGCUGCGCAAACACUCUCGUCUUUCUCGCGCCGGGAACUUCCGGCUGCACUCUCUGACGAGGUCGGCGCGCUUGGCGACGCAGGUGUCGGGAGGCCAGCGAUAUGUACGACUACGCCACUCCACCUCCGAUUAACCUUUCGGUCCUCGGAGCGAGACCCCGUUCGCCCAGUGCCGACAGCGAAGCGGGAGCAGCUGUCAAAAGACUCGAUUGCUAAUGAUUGUAGAUUGACGCGAAGAAAAUGGGAAUGCAAUUUUACGUCGCGGGACGCGCUGGUUGUAUUUAUAACUCGGCUAGGAAACGAUCCGGGUGAGUGAAAAGACUUUAACGCAGAGGUGAAGACGUCAAUCCUGGUACGUUACAUGCUGGGCUUGCUGCUGCGUAGCUGAGCCUUAACUGCCCAGUUCUUUCGUUACGCAAAGCAAAACUCGUGGAUGACGCUGUAGUACAUUUGUAUGGCUGUACUUGAAUUUUCCUUUGAAUUUUCUUUCUUCAUCUACUGUGUGUGUCCGCGUGUGUCAUGCGUGCGUGCGUGUUCCCCAGGUAUCAUCUCAAUCACCCACCAACCGUAGCAAGUUUGUUAACUUAGUUCAGGUUUCGACGCAUAUAACGUCGCGCAAUCUCCGGUUUAGAAGAAAGGUGAUGGUAACAAUGCAAGCUUACUUAUCGAAAACUCAGAAAACGUUCUCUCUCUUUUCUUCCUUUCCAACUCCUAUUUCCCCCACACCAGUGCAGGUAAGCAAACCGAAAUAUCGCAUGUGGUUAACCUCCCUGCCUUUCCUCUCUCUCUUUCUCUCUCUCGGAAAACGGAUUUUGGUGCUACACAAUAGCCUGAAUAGAGAGAGAGAAAUGAUGCAAAGAAAGACAGGGAGGUUAACCAGAGGUAGUUCCGGUUGGCUACCCUGAACAAACGUUUACGUGGCUUCGCGCUUAGGUAAAAGCAUAAGCAGCACGACUUAAGCGAGCGCACGGUGGCAACGCCCCCGUUAUUGCUCUGUCGGCCUUUUUUUUUUCAGCCGCCCAAGCGGUUUUGUAGAACAAUUAGUCAAACGGCGUCACCCUAAAGUCUGGGCAAACGUAACGGAGAGGCAGAUUAUAUUCUGUAAGUAUGAGUCCCACUAUAGCCAGGUGGCAAAGUUCACAAGACGGUCACAACAGUGAAGCUAUGGCGGAGCGAGGCCUGAGGCAGCUCACCCUCGUCCAUAUAUCAAAAGAAUAUGGGAAUUCCAUGCACACACCCGGGUGGCGAAGUGACGUCUCGCAAAGUACUGUGACCUGUCAGCCGGUUGCUUCGCUACGUCACAGAACAGCAAAGUGCCACGUUUAAUGACGCUUAUAUGACCGGAACGGAAAUCGUGAUAAGGCAAUCUUCUGUAACGCACACGCAUUUGCGGAGCUCGAUGCGCGCGGCCCGCUUCCCGUCGGGUUUUCCCCGGGAGAGCGGUCACUUUCGCUGCAACAGCUCCGGACUUACCAAGAAAUGGAAAGAGGAGAAUCAAAAAGCAAGAAGGCUGACUCAGUGGCUCUCUCUCGACAGGCGACAGGACGACCGCACGCCUGCGUCUCACCGGCCAUUGCACGAAUUUGACCUCAAUCUGCGACCGGGCUAGGAGGCGCAUCUAGACGAGUUGUUACGGACGCCCUAAAGUUCAAGAAACUCGAGUAUCCGGCCUUAUUGGCACGUCAUCGAGGGACGGCCUCACCGUCAAGUUUCGGACGCUUAUUUUACAACAUGCCGAAACCGCCUGCUUCUCCACCGGAAACGGCACGGCGAGAAAAUCGGGACACGUCAAGUUCUUUUCCACUUCGGCGCUCUCGCGCUAAACACGAGACAGGCGCAAAGAUGAGAAAUCGUUCCAUCAAAACAGCUCGCGCGCGCACGCCCGGUGGCCAAACGUGUCGUCGAACCACAACAAACGGCUCGGCUUUGCUUGCGACUCGGGCUCCGCCCGCUCCGUCUAUACACACGCGGCCGACGCUCCGCCGCUCUUAAGCCCCUCCGAAGUUUGCCGCCGCCGCAAGCUUGCGAGAGAGUGCGUGCCGGAAAUAUCAGGGUUGGAUCGACGUCAGGUCGCUAUUGCGCCAGCGGUUCUUCUCUCGGCAGUGCGCGGUAGCAGUAGGCAGCGUAAAAAAGAAGGCGCGACCUUUGUUUGCGCAAGCACGUGGCCGCGAUUCCGCUCCGGGCGGAGCGCGCGAAAGUAAGCGUCGUCGUCGUAGUCGUCAUCGUCUGAACCAGAACGAAUCCUCGAAACCGAUUUCCGCGCGCGCGCGCGCGCGCUCGCGAGCAACGCGCCAGGUUGCGUCACCGCGCCGGCAUGAUCCGGAGCUCUUGACCAAUGGGAGCCGCGGUGCAAGUGGGCCACCGGCCGGCGACACACAUCGGCCGCGCCAACAAGAGCCCCCACUCGUGGGCGCCGGCCGUCAGCUGAGCCGCAGUCUUCCUUCCGACCACAACAACCUUCCAUUCGACAGAUAUGAAAGCGGUCGUGGCGCUGCUGGCAGCCUGCUGCCUAGCAGCCUGCUGUGAUGCGGGACACAUCAUUCCGUGGCUACACAUCAGCAAGAGCAUAUUUAUCAAGCCCGUCAAAUACGUGUACAAGGAGAUUCCAAUCUACAAGACCAUCCCGGUGUACAAGACCAUCCCCGUGUACAAAACCAUUCCCGUGGUGAAAGAGAUCAAGGUGGUCAAGGAGGUCCACAAGGACGAGUGGCAGGACGAGCACAAGGACGAGUGGCAGGACGAGCACCCCACAUACUCCGACGGCUGGAAGGGCCAGUCGGGAGGCGGAGGCGGCUGGGCCUCGCCCGGAGGUUGGGAGUCCUCCGGUCCGUGGGAGUCAAAGCCCUGGGAGUCUAAGCCGUGGGACUCUGGGUCGACAGAGCUACAGCGGCGCAACUCUACGGCAAAGGAUCACCACCGUACGAAAGCAUGAGAAUGUGUGCGCGUAUAGCUCGUCUAGGCACGUUCAGCUAGUCGCGGCGGGCGCCACAGGUAGCACGCGUUAGCGCGUGCGCUUGUUGACCGUCCCUGGCCGCCCAGGUGAAAGCGAGCAACAGUUCUUUCAAAUGUGGCGUAAAAAAGCCACCGCCUACCCUCCAACCCCUACCUCCCCCUCAUACCCCAACACCCCUCCCCAACCCGUCCCUUCCUAUCAUAUGAAGCGAUUUGAUGUCACAGGGUCUACCGUACCUUUCGCAGAACAGUUUCGUCAUCCCUUCACCCCAUCCGCCAUUCCCUCUCUAACACUCAUCGACUCUAUACUAAUGAAGCAAAAAAAAAAAAGAAGAAGAAGCUGACAGCUAUGUCGUUCCACUUCUAAGUCCGGUAGAUGGCGCAACAAUGUGUGCCUUGGCCGACGAGCAAAGGAACACAUAACGUAUAGCCUUUGAGGCUGCUUAGGAUGAGCUCAGACGUUUGAUGGUAGACCGACAUUCGCGACUUCGUCCUCCCUUUUCCCUACCCGUCGCUUUUGUGUCGUUAGUGUUUUGUCUCCGCAAAGCUGGUCCAGACGGUGGUCCGUUGCAGGAUGGCGAUUAAGAUUUGUACAUUCGAUUAACGCGCUCGCAGCAACACCUCCAUACUAUAUAGCACGGCAUUAGACCAGAGAGCUCGGACUGGCGGAUGUUCUUUGUCGUCGUUCUGUUUUCGACGCACACCUCGUGAUUCUCGGUUCAAGAUGAGUGUGUGACGAUGACUACAGGCAGAGAGACAGAGCAACAGCCGAUCUGCGAGAUGAUCUCCUGGUUACUCAUCUGCCACCUUCACAAAGCAUCGUACCAAGUCCCAUGCCGGACAUUAGCAAAUCUACGGUAAACGAUGAAACGACGCCUGUGUGCCCCGUGGUAAGAUUAGCUUCCACGGCGGACUCAGCACACCGCCUGGAGGCGAUGUCUUGAAGAGAGAUGCCAGCGGUAUCCACACGGACGAAGCAGAAGCAGCUUUCGACGAGCAAAGGAGUCGUGAAGAACAUUGCAACGCACCCAAAAGUGGGACAAUAAAAACGAAAACGACAACGCUUCGGUGUCUUUCAUUCGCGGACCUACUAUAAGCGCGAAACGUGAGGGAAUUCACACGCCUUUGAGCGUAACCUAGAGUUGUCACCCCAUUAUAUACGCCAACACGUAAACGGUGGCUGCUCAAACUCUGAAGUUGUAGGGACAAAAAAAAAAAAAAAAAUACACCGCUCCGGUAAAACCUAAGAAUCAACAAUGCCAAAAGACAAACAAAAAGAAGCUGUAUUAGAAAACAUGAAAAUUCCGCACACAAAUUGAAGAACAGAUUGAGAGGAGGCUUUUAGCUCGAACUGCACUCUCCGAUUGACCGAAGCCAACACAGCAGUAGGGAGAGAUACUAAAAUCUAUAUGAUGUGUCAUAUCUGGUCAUGUGGUUCAGCCGCUUUCGAGGCCUCACCCAAAACAUCGUAAAAGCGCUGGGCUACGAAUGGAUGCAAGAACGAUUAAGCAGCACGACAAAGCUAUAGAUCACUGAUUCUGCAGCAGGGUCUCUGUCCAAACGUAACAUCUUCGCUGAUUCCCAAGUAAUCUUCACUAAUGUUGUCGAUGUAAUACGGCAGCCUUUCAUUCGACAAGGUCGACUUGCACCGAUGGCACGUGUACAUGGCACGUGUCCGAUGGCACGUGUACACAACUGAUUGUGCUGCAAAUACUUCCUCUCGUUUUGUACCAAAACUGAAUGACUUGUGUUUUGAGAUUCCUUUGGUUCAUCAAUGCUCAUCCUUUGAACCUUUUUUUUCUUUUUUUCAUCAAGGCUUCACAUGACAACAUAAAAGCGCAGGGGCUGAUCACUCACGCAAUACUGUUAUUUUGGUUAAUUUUGGUAAGAGUUUAUUUAAUUUGAAGGCAGAGCAAACAAGAUGUGAUAAUAAGGAAUUAGGACGGCAGUAUGGCCUUGACCUAUAUCAUCAUCAUCAUCAUCAUCAUCAUCAUCAUCAUCAUCAUCAUCAUCAUCAUCAUCAUCAGCCUAUAUUUAUGUCCACUGCGGGACGAAGGCCUCUCCCUGCGAUCUCUAAUUACCCCUGUCUUGCGUUAGCUGAUUCCAACUUGCGCCUG